Molecule: messenger RNA, 2569 nt
Organism: Epinephelus moara (kelp grouper)
Lineage: Eukaryota; Metazoa; Chordata; Actinopteri; Perciformes; Serranidae
Product: histone H2B 1/2-like
Exons: 1
Coding region: 34-408 (124 amino acids)
Cellular component (GO): nucleosome
Molecular function (GO): structural constituent of chromatin; protein heterodimerization activity; DNA binding
Source: RefSeq, a predicted model, not a curated record
CAUACGUUUCGGAAGUAACGUACCGUCCUGAUCAUGCCUGAAACCACCGUGAAAGCGCCCAAGAAGGGCUCAAAGAAAGCCGUGUCUAAGAGUGUCAGCAAGACCGGCAAAAAGAGGAGGAGGACCAGGAAGGAGAGCUACGCCAUCUACGUGUACAAGGUGCUGAAGCAGGUCCACCCCGACACCGGCAUCUCGUCCAAGGCCAUGGGCAUCAUGAACUCGUUUGUGAGCGACAUCUUUGAGCGCAUCGCCGGUGAGGCCUCCCGUCUGGCUCACUACAACAAGCGCUCCACCAUCACUUCCAGAGAGAUCCAGACCGCCGUCCGCCUGCUGCUGCCCGGUGAGCUGGCCAAGCACGCCGUGUCUGAGGGCACCAAGGCCGUCACCAAGUACACCAGCUCCAAGUAAACAACGUUGCUGCCUCUGAGACUAAACCAACGGCUCUUUUAAGAGCCACCCACUUUAUCUGAAGAUAUUCCAUAAAUUAAUAAUGUGUAUUAUUGACCAGGUUUUUGCGACUAGAAUAAUACUCUAACUCCAUAGAAAAUUGAGCUGUAAAAUAAGCAGCAUGUGUGUAUCUAUCUCUGAGUAUGGUAUGGGAGAUGCAGACGAAUUUGUUAAGUUUAGUAUAUAUUUAGUCUACUGUAACUUAGUUGAUAGAAGAUUUAAUAAGUGAUGGAAACUCAUACAGCAGCCAAAAAGAUCAUCUACAAAGUAAUACAGUUGACCUCAACACUCACAUUAACUGUACAGUUGCAUAUUCUGAUAAGUAUUAAUAUAGAAGGUAUUUCUCUUUUUUGUUUUUGUUUUCUUUAAUGUAAAAUAUCCCGAAGAUUUUGGAGCAAUGUGGAAUCUCUGGUUUUGAAAAAUAAUUCAAUUUACUCCUUUAACCUCAGAGAUAUUAUUUGUUAUUAUGAUGAUCCAGAUAAAAGUAUUCUUCAACAUCUAAUUAAUAUUGUUACUCGAAAUGCUAAACUUUUUAUUCAUAAGCAGAGAUGAUCAAAGUCAUCCCUUGAAUUUUUACCUUUUCUCAUAGAAUUCAAGGCUCCUCUUACAUCACCCAGUUUGUUAGGAAAGAAACAGAAUACCAAGCUUUUGGAAAAUUUUGCAAUUUUUCCUCCAAAUCCUCUGAAUGGAUACAUUUUUUUUCCUGGAGCUGGUAUCUAACCAAAGGUCCUUAUAAGGGCCACCCACUUACUCAUCUAGAGAGCUGACCUUAUAAUCAAAUAGUGUCACCCUUAUAAUUUAAGUUACAAUGUAACUGACACUGUUAAAAUGUUGUUCUAUCUCAACUACGAAGCCCUUUGAUGCAUGAUAUGUCACCUAAACAAGUAUAAAGGAAAUGCUAUCAAAAAGAUACAUAAUUACUUCUGAAAAGACUGGUGCAUGCAAUAAGUGGAAAUAACAACGAAGUUCUGCAAAAGUCAAGAUCAUAAAUAUUAAAUAGAAAAAUCACAAUCAAAAUAGGCCAAGAAAAAUACAAAAAAUAACACUUGGUGCAUGGAGAGGUUUAAUGGUAGGUUGCUGAAUUUUAUUUUUUUAUUUUAUUUUUAUUUAUUUUUUUGUCUUUAAAAACAACUUAAUAUCCCAAUCUGAGAUCCUGCCUGUCCAAAAUCUAAAGUUUGUUUUAGAGGAGAAGAUUUGUGUAACAGAGAGGAGCCUCCUGACAGAAACACUGUUUGGCAGUGAGAUGAAGGAGGAAAUAUCAUGCACACUGAUUCAGGUAGACUGAAAUAACAACAGGUCGACCUGACAGACACUGUUCUGUCAAAGGUUCCUCCCUGAAGGUUUGUCUUUACUGCUGCACUGUGAAAAUUAGUCAGUUUGCAGUACAUCACACAUGAUGCACUUCAACACAUGGUUAAAAUCUGAGCUCAUCUUAUUUAACUCUAAAAUAUUUAUAGAAUAUUCCACUCAACAUGUGUACUUUAAAAUCCACUACAGUUAGUAUAAAGCUGGUAAACAUUUUGGAUGUUGCCUCAUUAAUAAACAAAUUCUGUCCCUGUAAACAAAAAAGACAACCAGAAAUCCAUUUAUUACACAUUCAGAGUUCAGAGUUUGGAGGUAUUUAGACUGUAUUUUCACCAUCUUGAGGCUGUUGUAUCACUGCUAGCCCACAGAAAAAGUAAGUUUGUUAUUAUUAUUAUUGUUGUUGUUGUUGUUGUUGUUAUCUUUAACUAAUUGUGUCAUUGAUGUCAUUGAUGAGUCUGCGGUUACAGCUGACCUAUAACACACUGCAGAAAGGUGUUUUAUUUUGUUUAUUGCACUGAUUUUGGUCACUCUGGAUAUCUCAAUGUGUCACAGGGUCAUUUGUGAUAUAGAUGUUUGUAAUGGUCCACAGACACUGACACAUUGUAUGUGUAACAUUAGUGUAUUAAAAUCAAAAUACAGAUACUUCUUCACCUCAGUAUGGUAAAUAAAAUGCACACAACAUGUUGAAUUUUGUUUUUCCAGUUACAGUGAAUCAACCAGCUCAGACUGCAACAAACCCAAAAUGUGUCCGACUGCAAACACUGCACCACAAGUGGACAAAGAGGAAUGGGGAUGAGAGCAUGUAUUUGACAUAUAA